AUACAUUUUCAACACAUCUAAACCCUAAUUUAUUCAAUACCAACAAAUAGCUUUAUAAUUCCCUAAAAGAAUGGGUUUGCCAAAGAAACUCAGUAGCACUCUUGUACUUGCCCUAGGCUUCCUCAUGGUUCACUAUGCCCUCGCCCAAAACUCGCCACAGGACUACGUUGAUGCCCACAAUGCAGCUCGUGCAGCUGUCAAUGUUGGACCUAUGCAAUGGGACGAGACGGUGGCCGAGUAUGCCAGGAACUACGCCAAUCAGCGAAGCGGAGAUUGUGCUCUCCAGCACUCGAAUUCAAAUGGGAAGUACGGUGAGAACAUAUUUGAAGGUGGUGGUGGUGGUUCUGUUUUUAAUGCCAAAGAUGCGGUGGAUUCUUGGGUUGGAGAGAAGCAAUAUUACGACUAUAAUUCCAACUCAUGUGCCCAAGGGGAGCAGUGUGGGCACUACACUCAGGUGGUUUGGCGCGAUUCAGUUCGGCUGGGUUGUGCUAGAGUUCAGUGCAGGAACAAUGGGUGGUGGUUUAUUACUUGUAACUACAGUCCCCCUGGCAACUACGCGGGACAGCGUCCAUACUGAAGUUACCUUUGCUAGGGCAACUAUACUCACCCAAACACAGUAUGCUAUUUGGUUACCUUUAUACUAAUCCUAGUAUUUGAUAUAAAUAAAAAAUCCUCAAUAUCUCUGUAAUAUUUUCAAGCGAAUUGAUCAAUAAAGUUGAGAGGAUAUUUAUAAUUUA
This is a messenger RNA of Daucus carota subsp. sativus, 737 nucleotides long. Its product is annotated as pathogenesis-related protein PR-1 type. Lineage: Eukaryota; Viridiplantae; Streptophyta; Magnoliopsida; Apiales; Apiaceae. Gene Ontology annotation, cellular component: extracellular region. The coding region runs from base 71 to 577 and encodes 168 amino acids. The record is from RefSeq and is a predicted model, not a curated record. The transcript has a single exon.